AUGAUCCACGAAUUGCUCUUGGCUUUGAGUGGGUACCCGGGUGCCAUCUUCACCUGGAACAAGCGGAGCGGCCUCCAGGUUUCACAGGACUUUCCAUUUCUCCAUCCCAGUGAAACCAGUGUCCUGAAUCGACUCUGCCGCCUUGGCACAGACUAUAUUCGCUUUACCGAGUUCAUUGAACAAUAUACAGGUCAUGUGCAGCAACAGGAUCACCAUCCAUCCCAGCAAGGCCAGGGUGGGUUACACGGAAUUUAUUUGCGAGCCUUCUGCACAGGUCUGGACUCCAUCUUGCAGCCAUAUCGUCAAGCACUGCUCGAUUUGGAGCAGGAGUUCCUUGCUGACCCUCACCUUUCCAUAUCACAUGUCAAUUACUCCUUGGAUCAGUUCCAGCUUCUUUUCCCCUCCAUGAUGGUUGUUGUUGAACAGAUUAAGAGUCAAAAGAUUCAUGGCUGUCAGAUCUUGGAAACAGUCUACAAAUACAGCUGUGGGGGAUUGCCUCCUGUACGCAGUGCAUUAGAAAAGAUCUUGGCUGUGUGCCAUGGGGUCAUGUACAAGCAGCUUUCUGCCUGGAUGCUCCAUGGGCUGCUCUUGGACCAACAUGAAGAGUUCUUUAUUAAACAGGGUCCAUCUUCUGGGAUUGUCUCCACUCAGCUGGAGGAGGAGGAAGAGGACCUGGGCAUUGGGGGCCUGACAGGGAAGCAGUUACGAGAACUUCAGGAUCUGCGCCUGAUUGAGGAAGAGAACAUGCUGGCCCCCUCCCUAAAGCAGUUCUCCCUUCGAGUGGAGAUACUUCCUUCCUAUAUUCCAGUGAGGGUCGCUGAAAAAAUCCUGUUUGUAGGAGAAUCUGUGCAGAUGUUUGAGAAUCAGAACAUGAAUCUGACCAGAAAAGGGUCUAUUUUAAAGAAUCAAGAAGAUACCUUUGCUGCAGAGCUCCAUCGCCUCAAGCAGCAGCCUCUUUUCAGCCUUGUGGAUUUUGAGCUGGUGGUGGACCGGAUACGCAGCACUGUCGCUGAGCAUCUAUGGAAGCUCAUGGUAGAAGAGUCAGAUUUACUGGGCCAAUUAAAGAUCAUUAAAGACUUUUACCUGCUGGGACGAGGAGAACUGUUCCAGGCCUUCAUUGACACAGCCCAGCAUAUGUUAAAGACACCUCCCACUGCAGUAACUGAGCACGAUGUUAACGUGGCCUUCCAGCAGUCUGCCCACAAGGUACUGUUAGAUGAUGACAACCUUCUACCUCUGCUCCAUCUGACAAUUGAGUACCAUGGAAAGGAACAUAAAGAUGUUACUCAAGCACGAGAAGGACCUUCUCGGGACACCUCUCCACGGGAAGCCCCUGCAUCAGGCUGGGCAGCCUUGGGUCUUUCCUACAAAGUGCAGUGGCCUCUACACAUUCUUUUCACUCCUGCUGUCCUGGAGAAGUACAAUGUUGUCUUCAAGUACUUGCUCAGUGUACGACGAGUGCAGGCAGAACUACAGCACUGUUGGGCUCUCCAAAUGCAGCGAAAACACCUCAAGUCUAAUCAGAGUGAUGCCAUUAAAUGGCGCCUACGAAACCACAUGGCUUUCUUGGUGGACAAUCUUCAAUAUUAUCUCCAGGUAGAUGUGUUGGAGUCUCAGUUCUCCCAGCUCCUCCAUCAAAUUAAUUCCACCAGGGACUUUGAGAGCAUCCAGUUGGCUCAUGACCACUUUCUGAGCAACUUGCUGGCUCAGUCAUUCAUCUUGCUAAAACCUGUGUUCCACUGCCUGAAUGAAAUCCUAGAUCUCUGUCACAGUUUCUGCUCGCUGGUCAGUCAGAACCUGGGGCCCCUAGAUGAACGUGGGGCUGCACAGCUGAGUAUUCUAGUGAAGGGUUUUAGCCGUCAGUCUUCACUCCUCUUCAAAAUCCUUUCCAGUGUUCGGAAUCAUCAGAUAAAUUCAGAUUUGGCUCAACUACUGCUACGAUUGGAUUACAACAAAUAUUACACCCAAGCUGGUGGUACUCUGGGCAGUUUUGGGGUAUAAACCCUAAUGCUGAACUGAAGUUCAGGAGCUGCUGUCAAGAACUGAGUUGACAACUUUGCAAUUUCCAUCAGUCCAGCAUGGUGAUUCUGUCUGUUGCUGAAGGUUCACUGAAACGUUCUCUUCUAUUUUUAAAACCGAGAAAUUCUUUUAUCUUCUCUUCAAUAACUGGAGUCAAAUUCACUCCCUUCUGUCAUGGAGCAAUUAACUUCAAUCUAAGGACAUGAUUCGUCAUCAUUAAAAAAACAUUAGCUUUGCCAUACACAUAACUAGACAUCUAGAAGAGUUUAUUAAUCCUCCUCCAAGAGUUUGGUGGCAGAGCAUGAUUCACUUGAUAGAUGGCCAUGACUGAACAUGUAACAGUUCUACCAAAAAUACAUUCUGAACAGUCAUUGUGAUAUGACUAGAAAGUCAAACUUGCUUAUGUCAUAUAUUUUUGAAAGGGGAUUAUUUUUGCAAUACAUUCGCUUUCAGACUGCCAUUUGCAAACAAGAAGGGAAACAGGUGGAUUUUCUAUUUAAUUUAUGGCCAUUUUUCCUCAUUCCAAACUUUUCCACCAUCCUUGAAGAAGCUAUGAAUCAAAAGGAAUUUGUCAACAUCCUCCAACAAUCUCAGUUUAAAUUUUGAGUAAGAGGCUGGGUCAGUAAUAGAGGAUUAAAGUGUAUGGAGGUUGUUUGUUUUACGGGAAAGGAAUAGAAUAAAGACCCAUGGAAAAUUUUCAGCCAUAAAAAGACAUUAAUAGUAAAUAAUAACAAACUCCAUGACCCAACUAUAUUAGUGCUACUAAAGUAGAAGCAUUCAGUAAUUAGGUGGUGGAGAGGAAGGUAUAGGUAUAGAAGUCUCUAUCAAUUCAGAUCUACUAUCAGUCUACAGCUCAUAGGUUUGCCCAGUCCUGGAAACAGUUUGUAUGUGGCAGAGACAGGACUUGAAGAACCUCAGUCUUCAACAAUUUCAUAACAACCCAUCAAAAUAAAUUCUUAUUAAACUCUCACCACUAUAGUGGAUUCUGUG
Gracilinanus agilis (Agile Gracile Mouse Opossum) is the source of this 3009-nucleotide messenger RNA. RefSeq names its product tubulin gamma complex associated protein 4 (gene TUBGCP4). NCBI's taxonomy places the organism in Eukaryota, Metazoa, Chordata, Mammalia, Didelphimorphia, Didelphidae. The record is from RefSeq and is a predicted model, not a curated record. Gene Ontology annotation, biological process: cytoplasmic microtubule organization; microtubule nucleation; mitotic cell cycle. Gene Ontology annotation, cellular component: gamma-tubulin complex; centrosome; equatorial microtubule organizing center. Gene Ontology annotation, molecular function: gamma-tubulin binding; microtubule minus-end binding. The transcript is spliced from 18 exons. The coding region runs from base 1 to 2001 and encodes 666 amino acids.